Loxodonta africana (African savanna elephant) is the source of this 1997-nucleotide messenger RNA. RefSeq names its product MRT4 homolog, ribosome maturation factor (gene MRTO4). The record is from RefSeq and is a predicted model, not a curated record. Lineage: Eukaryota; Metazoa; Chordata; Mammalia; Proboscidea; Elephantidae. Gene Ontology annotation, biological process: rRNA processing; ribosomal large subunit assembly; nuclear-transcribed mRNA catabolic process. Gene Ontology annotation, cellular component: nucleolus; preribosome, large subunit precursor. Gene Ontology annotation, molecular function: RNA binding. Bases 559 to 1137 code for a protein of 192 amino acids. The transcript has 8 exons.
ACCGCUCGAGAGACCUUCCGGAGGCGCUUGGGACUCAGAAGCCAUCUGGACGCGCGGGAGCCCGCUCUGCAAACGCGGAGAGAGGCGCAGGUGGCGGUCCUCUGGAGGGGAACCUUUCAGCGCAGAUUGGGUCAGGCACGCGCCAGGACAGCCCUCGAAGCUCGUCCCAGAAGCCCGCGCGCCGCCGGGGUCCUAACAGGCAGCGCUACCUUCCGCCGCACGUGUGUUCAGCGCCAUGCCCAAAUCCAAGCGCGACAAGAAAGUUUCCUUAACCAAAACUGCCAAGAAAGGCUUGGAACUGAAACAGAACCUGAUAGAAGAGGUGAGGUUCUUUUGUCCGUUUUAUUUUUCCAGAGCUUGUGUUUGGUGUUCAGCAGUGGGUGUGGAACUGUUGGCCAGGGGAACAUACUGUUAAAGAAAAUACCAAACUGCUGGUCCCACCUGUAUUCCUGCAGCAGCAGCAGCAGCAAUAAUGCCAAAUGAGCCCCAUGAAUUGUCCCACAGCUUCGGAAAUGUGUGGACACGUACAAGUACCUCUUCAUCUUCUCCGUGGCCAACAUGAGGAACAGCAAGCUGAAGGACAUCCGGAACGCCUGGAAGCACAGCCGGAUGUUCUUUGGCAAAAACAAGGUGAUGAUGGUGGCCUUGGGUCGAAGCCCGUCUGACGAGUACAAAGACAACCUGCACCAGGUCAGCAAGAAGCUGAGAGGUGAAGUUGGUCUCCUUUUCACCAAUCGCACUAAGGAGGAAGUGAAUGAGUGGUUCACUAAAUUCACGGAAAUGGACUACGCCCGAGCUGGUAACAAAGCAAUGUUCACAGUGAGCCUGGAUCCCGGGCCGCUGGAGCAGUUCCCCCACUCCAUGGAGCCGCAGCUGAGGCAGCUGGGGCUGCCCACUGCCCUCAAGAAAGGUGUGGUGACCCUGCUGUCCGACUACGAGGUGUGCAAGGAGGGCGAUGUGCUGACCCCGGAGCAGGCCCGCAUCCUGAAGCUUUUUGGGUAUGAGAUGGCUGAAUUCAAGGUAACCAUCAAAUACGUGUGGGAUGCACAGUCCAGAAGGUUUGAACAGAUGGGCGACAGCUUGCCAGAGAGCGCAUCUGAGUCAGCAGAGGAGUCCGAGGAAGACGACGAUGACUGACUGGGGCGCUCGGGAUGGAGGCCUCUGGCAAGCCCCAGGUCUCCCCUUGGCGGGACCAGCAGGACUGCUGCUUCCCCACUUGAGGGAGCAGCUAUUUGUUUUGCUACAGGUGAAGACAAGGGAGGAUCAAAGAGACUUUCUAUAAAGAAUAAAGGUUCAUCUGCAGGGUUUCUCUCUGUGGACAGCAAAAGGAACCUUUUUUAGGAAAAGGAGGCUUGGGAUUUGUGCUUUUGUCUGGAUUCCCAGGAUUCCCUUUGUUCGCUUCAUGAGCUGGCAUCCAGCACUGGGCCACUGCUUGACCACCGUGGCCUGAGCAGCAAAGCCCAGUGAGAGCAACCACUGAGGCUGGGGGUUCUCUUCCAGAGCUGGGAACCUUUUGCUUAAACAGGGAUAUUAUGAGGAAAACAGACACCCUCGCUCUUCCCUCCCCCCCCCCCCAAAAAAAACCAAGCAGAAGACAGGAGGUUUGAGCAGAGCCAAGAGAAAAGUCACUACUGGAGCUGAGAGCCAGGAACAUUCACUGAUACUCUCCACGGCCUCCUGGGGGGCCUCACUCUUCCCCUUGGUGGUGACUCUUAACGGUAGGCUUCUGCCCAGGUUGUUCCAUUUCUAAGUAUUGAGGGCAUUUCUGAAUCCGAGAAAGCCAACUUCAGUGUGUAGCCCUUUGUUUCUCUGUCAGGCAUAGAAAAGGGAGAGCUGCCACAAGCCCCACUGCUGAGGUCAGGCUGGGGAGUCCCCUGCGAGGUAGUGUGCCCGUGAGGCCCUCCCACUGACUGGUCUCUUAAGACUCCGAUCCAUACUCCUGCCCUCCUCUCACCAAACCCAUAGCAAAGAUAGGAAACAGGCAGCCGAAGAAACAC